GUUAUAGUCAGCAAUUGCAAUAACACGUACGUAAAUUAAUAUGCGUAAUGUUUAUUCAUAAAAUCGUUAUUAUUUUAACGACGUCUGUGUUUAUUGUCUAUGGUGAAGUACCAGAGGUAGUAACUACACAUGGAAAAGUCCAAGGAAAAGUUUUAACGACUCUGAUAGAGAACGUCCAAUAUUUAGGAUUUAUGGGUAUACCUUAUGCUGCUCCGCCAGUAAACAACUUACGAUUUUUGCCACCACAAGCUAUCGAUCCCUGGGACGAGGUCCUCGUCGCUAAGAAAGAAAAAAGGCCCUGCAUCCAAUAUAACAUCAACGUAAAAAAGGGUCAACCCCUUGGUCAUUAUGGCGUAGAAGACUGCUUGUAUCUCGACAUAUUUACUCCUAAAUUAGACAAAAAGAAACGUGCAGUCAUCGUUUUUCUUCAUAAUGAAUAUUUCACUUGUUCUUAUAACAAAACAAAGGACUACGCGCCAGAUUUUUUCAUUGAAGAAGAUAUCAUAAUAGUAACGAUCAGUCAUAGAUUAUCUGUAUUGGGGUUCCUUUCAUUCGAAGACGAUACGUUGCCGGGAAACGCGGGAUUAAAAGAUAUUGUGGAAGCUUUGAAAUGGAUUGAAAAAAAUAUAGAUCGUUUUGGCGGGAAUCCCGAGAAAAUAACGUUAAUGGGAUCACAUGGUGGAGCUGCGGCAGUUGAUUUGUUAAUUCAUUCGAACGCAAAGGACUUAUUUCAUUCCGCUAUUAUGCAAAGCGGCACCGCGUUAUCCACCGCUUAUUUGCAAAGUGAAGUGAAAGCGAGAGCAUUUAAACUUGGCGAAAUCUUAAAACUGAGCACUAGUAGCAGUCAGAAAUUAUUAGAAUAUUUGAGAAGUGUACCCGCCGAAGACCUUUUACAUAGAAAUGUCCACGCCAGUCCGAAAGAUUAUUAUAGAGACAAUCAAAGAGGUGUAUUGUCUUUCGGCCCAAUUGUUGAGACGCAAAAGGGUGGACUUAUAACUGAAUAUCCGGAAAAUUGUUUCACUACUAUACAGAUUCCUAUUAUGAUUGGAUUUAAUUCUCGAGAGGGAUUAGACAUGUCUCUCCAAUAUCUUAUAGAACCAAAAUAUCUUAGCUUUGUUGAAAAGGAUUUCCCAUUCAUAAUGCCAAAACGAGUGAAUUUCAAAUUCGAUCCAGUACAAGAAGAAUAUUAUAAUGCCAUCGACGAUAUAAAGAGGUUUUAUUUUCCAAAUAAAAAAGUUAAAAUCAAUAAUAUUCCAGAGUACUUGUCAUAUAUAGGAGACGUACUUGCCGCUUAUCCAAUUGAUAGUACAGUGAAUAUGUAUGCCAAUAAAUCGUCUAAUUCUAUUUAUUAUUAUUAUUUUGACUAUUAUAGUGAAUUGAAUGAAAACAAAAAUAAUUUGAUGAAGUUAUCAACAGUUGAAGACGGUACAUGGGGUGCUGCCACGGGCGACGAACUGUGCUACUUAUUCAAAUGUCCAAGUUUAAAGAAACAAUAUUUGAAAUAUAACAAAUCAUUGUCAAACGAAAUAAAUAUUCAAAGAAAAAUGGUUACAAUGUGGUCUAACUUCGCAAAGUAUGGUGAUCCUACUCCGGAAGGUGAUAUUUUACUUGAAAAUCUGAAAUGGCCUUCUUACGAUAUGCAUACAAAAACGUACCUACAUAUAAAUGAAAAGAUUGAACUUAAAACUGAACUAUACAAAGAAAAAUUUAAUUUCUGGAAACAAUUUAUUAAUACGUGGGAGAAAAGGGCUGUAAACGGGAUAGUGAGUGGCACAAAAAAUAAAAAAGAUGAACCGCAAACGUUUUCAAUUAAAACUUAUUUGUUUAAAAUGAUAGGUGCUUUAUUUACUGUAUUCUUGUUUUGUAUAACUUCUCUAAAUAUAUGUUAUGGAGAUGUGAUAGUAGAAACUAAUUCUGGCAAAAUAAAUGGUGUAGAAGUGAAAUCGAUAAUAGAAAAUGAAAAAUAUUACUCAUUCAUGGGUAUACCAUAUGCAGAACCGCCUAUUGGUGAUCUUAGAUUUAUGCCACCAAUCCCUCACAGUGGGUGGAGCGACAUCUUACCAGCAAAAAAGGAAAAGAAGCCGUGUGCUCAGAAUCGUGUACCAAUUAGAGGCACAAAAAAAUUUGGAUACUGCGGUGACGAAGACUGUCUUCAUUUGAGUAUCCACACGCCAAAACUCCCCAAUGAAGGCGACCUUAAUCUUCCAGUAAUAGUAUUUAUACAUAAUGAACACUACAGAAUGUCAUCUAACAAUUCAAUUGAUUAUGGUCCCGACUUUUUUAUGAGUGAAAACGUUGUUUUAGUAAUGGUCAACCACCGACUUGGAGUAUUUGGUUUCUUAUCUUUUGCAGACGAACUUCUACCUGGCAACAAUGGUUUAAGAGACGUUAUUCUAGCUCUUAAAUGGAUCAAAAUAAAUAUAGAAAAGUUUGGAGGUGAUCCAAAUAAAGUUACAUUAAUGGGAAGUGACGGUGGAGCUGUUCUAGUUGAUAUAUUACUACAUUCUCCAAAAGCCAAAGGAUUAUACAAUGCUGCCAUUCUACAAAGUGGAAACUUGUGGAACUCCAUGAGUAUUGUUAACAAAACCCGAGAAAGGGCUAUAGAUUAUGCUAAAGAACUGAAAGAAGAAGUUACAAGCAGUUCAUAUUUAUUAAAACGAUUGCACACAAAAUCUCCUAUAGAUCUGACUCUAGCUGAGGAAACUUCUGUGCAUGCUGACGACUCACGUGCUGUCCAAGUUGGUAUACUUCCAUUUGGACCAAUAAUUGAACACGAACAUCCUGAUGCUAUUUUCACCAAGAUUCCAGAAACUCCUUUUGAUAUGAAUGUUCCUGUAAUGAUUGGCUAUAAUUCCAGAGAAGGUAUUGAGGUGACCGAACGUUAUUUACAUAAACCUCAAUACCUCACAUUUGCUGAUAGAGAUUUCCUUGUCCUCUUACCGAUCAGAACCAAUUUUCAUUUCGAUAUUCACAGCUCUGCAUAUGCUAAUGCCAUUGAAGAAAUAAAAAAUUUCUAUUUUGAAGAAGGUUAUAUAAAAAUUAAUAAGCCUGGGGAGUUUGUAACAUAUAUCGGAGAUAUUAUGUCAUUUUAUCCCAUAAACUAUGGUGUGAGAAAAUACGUCAAUGAAUCAAGUUAUCCUGUUUAUUAUUAUAUGUUUGAUUAUAGUGGAGAAUUUAAUAAAAGAAAGAAGAAUGUUUUAUCUAAAUCUAAAACUAUAGAUGGCACAUGGGGUGCAACUAUGGGAGAUGAUCUUUGCUAUUUAUUUGUUUGUAAAUCUAUCAAAAAAUCAUACAAGAAAGCUAUUCAAGAUGAUGAUUCUGAAGAUAUGAAAAUAGUAAAAAAUAUGGUAAAAAUGUGGUCCAACUUUGCCAGAACAGGAAAUCCAACACCACCUGGAGAUCAAUUUAUAUGGAAACCAGCCUCUAAGGACAAAAAAGAAUGUCUAGUCAUAAAUGAAGAACUGCAGAUUAAAAAUAAUCUACAUCAAGAAACAGUAGACUUUUGGGACAACUUCAUAGAAAAAUAUAGAGAAAAAGCUAUUGAUGGUGUUGUUAAAGAUAUAAAAGAUGAACUUUAAAUCAAAACACGUUAUGAUUAUUUAAACUCUCAUUAUGUAUUUGUAAUAAAAAAAAUUAAAAUGGA
Messenger RNA from Galleria mellonella (greater wax moth), 3643 nucleotides. RefSeq lists its product as uncharacterized. The coding region runs from base 48 to 3578 and encodes 1176 amino acids. The transcript has 6 exons. Lineage: Eukaryota; Metazoa; Arthropoda; Insecta; Lepidoptera; Pyralidae. The record is from RefSeq and is a predicted model, not a curated record.